AUGGGUCUUACUUUGGAGGAUAUCUAUGGCAAAGAUCUAAGUGAAGAGCAGGCCCCUCAAGAGUAUUCGGAGUACCAGCCGAAGGAGGGCUACGGCUGGGCCAAUGCCUUGCCCAAGAAGCAGGGUCUCUAUGACCCCGAGUACGAGAAGGAUGCCUGUGGUGUCGCUCGCAACUUGCUCUGCAACAUGACCCACCGUGGAGCCGUGGGCUCGGAUGCGCGAGACGGUGACGGCGCUGGUGUAAUGACCAGUAUUCCUCACAAGUUCUUCAUCAAGAACUUCGCGCGCGAGGUUGGCGUGGAGCUGCCUCCAUUGGGUCAGUAUGCGGUCGGCAACCUUUUCUUCAAGCCCGACGAGGUUUCACUGCAAGAGUCCAAGACCACUUUCGAAGAGCUGGCAACAUCUUUGGGCCUUAGGGUUCUAGGUUGGCGUGAGGUGCCCCGCGACUCGACCAUUCUCGGCCCCGCCGCCCUGUCACGAGAGCCGAUUAUUCUGCAACCCUUUGUGGUGCUCAAGUCCGCCUACGGCGAGGGCAACAAGCCCGAGAUCACGGAUGUCAAACAAUUCGAUGAUCGAACUUUCGAGCUGCAGCUGUUUGUGCUGCGCAAGCGCGCCACGCACGUUAUCGGCCUCGGCAACUGGUUCUACCUGUGCUCGCUGAGCAACCGCAACAUCGUCUACAAGGGUCAACUCUCCCCCGUCCAGGUCUACACAUAUUAUCAUGAUCUGGUCAACGUGGACUACGAAGGUCACUUUGCGCUCGUUCACUCUCGAUUCUCCACCAACACAUUCCCUUCCUGGGACCGCGCACAGCCCUUGCGAUGGGCCGCUCACAAUGGUGAAAUCAACACCUUGCGAGGAAACAAAAAUUGGAUGCGUGCCCGUGAGGGAGUGCUCCGGUCGGAGGUCUUUGGGGAUGAGCUGGACCUGCUCUACCCCAUCGUCGAGGAUGGCGGUUCCGACUCUGCCGCUUUCGACAAUGUGCUCGAGUUGCUCAUGAUCAACGGCGUGCUCUCUCUUCCCGAGGCCGUCAUGAUCAUGAUCCCCGAGGCUUGGCAGGACAACCCUGCAAUGGACCCGUCCAAGGCGGCCUUUUACGAGUGGGCUGCCUGCCAGAUGGAGCCCUGGGAUGGACCUGCGCUGUUCACCUUCUCCGACGGCCGGUACUGUGGUGCCAACCUCGACCGUAACGGUCUUCGUCCCUGCCGUUUCUACGUCAUGGAUGAUGAUCGCAUUGUCUGUGCCUCUGAGGUCGGUGCAAUCGACAUUGACCCCGAGCGCGUCGUGCAGAAGGGCCGUCUGCAGCCUGGUAAGAUGCUGCUCGUCGACACCGUGGCCGGCCGCAUCAUCGACGACGCCGAGCUGAAGCAGACCGUCGCCAAGCGUCAGAACUUUGCCAGCUGGCUGGAUAAGGAACUCCUGAAGCUGCCCGCGAUCAACCAGACUUUGCUUGACAGCAACGUCGAUCUCUCGUUCAAACUCGACAGCGACUCCGUGCAAAAUGACCCCCGGCUGCGCGCCUUUGGCUACUCGUUCGAGCAAGUGAGUUUGCUGCUCGGUCCCAUGGGAGCCGACUCCAAGGAAGCCCUGGGCUCGAUGGGCAACGAUGCUCCUUUGGCCUGUAUCGCCCCUCAGCCGCGCUUGCUCUACGAGUAUUUCCGACAGCUGUUCGCUCAGGUUACCAACCCGCCCAUUGAUCCCAUUCGUGAAGCCGUCGUCAUGUCUUUGGAAUGCUACGUCGGCCCUCAGGGCAACUUGCUCGAAAUGGAUCCCACACAGUGCAAUCGUUUGCUUCUGAAGUCACCCAUCCUGAGCAUUCCUGAGUUCAACACCCUGAAGAACAUUAGCAAGGCUCACAGUGACUGGACUGUCCGCACCAUCGACAUCACCUUUGAGAAGAAGAAGGGCACUGCCGGUUACAUUGAUGCCUUGGAUGCCAUCUGUGAUGCGACCACCGAGGCCAUCGAGAACGGCGACAAGAUCAUCAUUCUCUCCGAUCGCGCCACCUCCGCCGACCGCGUUCCCGUUUCCGCUCUGUUGGCGACCGGACUCGUCCACCACCACCUGGUCCGCAACAAGUGGCGUUCGCUCGCGGCGUUGGUGGUUGAGACUGCCGAGGCUCGUGAGGUUCACCACCACUGUGUCUUGUUGGGCUACGGUGCCGACGCCAUCAACCCUUACCUUGCUCUCGAGUGUCUGCUCAAGAUGAACCGCGAGAAGCUGAUCCGUAAGAGUCUGCCUGAUGAGAAGGUCAUUGAAAACUACAAGGCCUCUUGCGAUGGUGGUAUUCUCAAGGUCAUGAGUAAGAUGGGUAUCUCCACUCUGCAAUCUUACAAGGGUGCUCAGAUUUUCGAGGCUCUCGGUAUCGACGACAGUGUCAUUGACCGCUGCUUCGCUGGUACUGCCAGUCGGAUUCGCGGCAUCACCUUCGAUUUAAUCGCUCAGGACGCUUUUGCUUUCCACGAGCGUGGUUUCCCAUCGCGUGAUAUCGUUGAGAUUCCUGGUCUCGCUGAGACCGGCGAGUACCACUGGCGUGAUGGCGGUGAGCCCCAUAUCAACGAUCCCGUCAGCAUUGCCAACAUUCAGGACGCUGUGCGCACGAAGAAUGACAAGUCCUACGAGGCCUAUGCCAAGGCUGAGCACGAGCAAAUCAAAAACUGCACUCUGCGUGGUAUGCUCGAAUUCGACUUUGAGCAGCGUACCCCUAUUCCCAUCGAUCAAGUUGAGCCUUGGACCGAGAUCGUGCGCCGCUUCGUCACUGGAGCCAUGUCGUACGGCUCCAUCUCUAUGGAAUCCCACUCCACCCUUGCCGUGGCUAUGAACCGCCUUGGUGGCAAGUCCAACACCGGUGAAGGUGGUGAGGAUCCCGAGCGCAGUAAGCGUAUGGAGAAUGGUGAUACCAUGCGGUCGGCCAUCAAGCAGAUCGCUUCGGGUCGUUUUGGCGUCACCUCGCACUAUCUGGCAGACGCCGACGAACUUCAAAUCAAGAUGGCCCAGGGUGCCAAGCCCGGUGAGGGUGGUGAGCUGCCUGGCCACAAGGUCGUGGGUCCCAUCGCCCGCACCAGACACUCCACCCCCGGUGUCGGUCUGAUCUCGCCGCCUCCUCACCACGACAUUUACUCCAUUGAGGAUUUGAAGCAGCUUAUCUAUGACCUCAAGUGCUCUAACCCUCGGGCUCGCGUCUCCGUCAAGCUCGUCUCCGAGGUGGGCGUUGGUAUUGUUGCUUCAGGUGUGGCCAAGGCCAAGGCCGACCACAUCUUGAUCUCAGGUCACGAUGGUGGUACCGGUGCUUCCCGUUGGACUGGUAUCAAGUACGCUGGUCUCCCAUGGGAGCUUGGUCUUGCUGAGACUCAUCAGACUCUGGUGCUCAACGAUCUCCGUGGUCGUGUUGUUGUUCAGACCGACGGUCAACUCCGCACUGGACGUGACCUGGCUAUGGCCUGUCUGCUAGGAGCCGAGGAGUUCGGCUUUGCUACGACUCCAUUGAUCGCAAUGGGUUGCAUUAUGAUGAGAAAAUGCCAUCUCAACACCUGUCCAGUCGGUAUUGCCACUCAGGACCCUGAGCUUCGCAAGAAGUUCCAGGGCUCGCCUGAGCACGUCAUCAACUUCUUCUACUAUGUCGCCAACGAGAUGCGUGCUAUUAUGGCCAAACUUGGAGUUCGAAAUGUUAACGAGAUGGUUGGUCGCGCCGAACUGCUCAAGGUCCGCGACGAUCUGCGCAACCAGAAGCAGGAGCGUGUUGACCUGUCCUUGAUUCUGACCCCUGCUCACUCUCUCCGCCCCGGUGUCGCGACCUACAACGUCCGCAAACAGGACCACAAGUUGCACACUCGUCUUGACAACAAACUCAUCUUCGAGUCUGAACUUGCUCUUGAGAAGGGUCUUCCUUGCCGCAUCGAGUGCGACGUGGUCAACACUGACCGUGGUCUUGGUGCAACUCUCUCCUACCAGAUCAGUCGCCGUUACGGAGAAGCUGGUCUGCCCCAGGACACCAUUCACGCUAACAUCAAGGGCUCUGCUGGUCAAUCCUUCGGUGCUUACCUGGCUCCGGGUGUCACUUUGGAGCUUGAGGGUGAUGCCAACGAUUAUGUCGGUAAGGGUCUGUCCGGUGGUCGUCUCAUUGUAUACCCCCCUCGCGGCGCUGCCUUCAAGGCCGAAGAGAAUGUGAUCAUUGGUAAUACCUGCUUGUACGGUGCUACCCGUGGUACUUGCUACUUCCGUGGUGUUGCCGCCGAGCGUUUCGCUGUGCGUAACUCCGGUGCUACUGCUGUCGUGGAGGGCUGCGGUGACCAUGGUGCCGAGUACAUGACCGGUGGUCGUAUUCUUAUCCUCGGACCUACUGGCCGUAACUUUGCUGCCGGUAUGUCUGGAGGUAUUGCCUACGUCCUGGACAAGGACCAGGACUUCCACUCCAAGGUCAAUAUGGAGAUGGUUGAGGUUUCGAACAUUGAUGAUCCCGCCGAGAUUGCCUUUGUGCGUGGUUUGAUUGAGGACCACCACCACUACACUGGUUCUGAGCUUGCUGCUCGCAUUCUUCUCGAUUUCACUCGCGCCCUUCCGCAUAUCCUGAAGGUCUUGCCCACUGACUACAAACGCGUCAUGGAAGAGGAGGAUGCCAAGGCUGCCGCUGCGAAGAAGGCUGAAUUCUCUCUGCCUCAGCUGCCGAGCACUCCCGUGCCCGCCGAGAAGCCGAAGGCUCAUGCAGAUGAGAAGAAAGCCGAUCUGCUUGAUAUUGAGGACAGUAUCAGCAACGAAAAGGCCGAGAAGAAGCGAUCUGCGCUGAUUCUCGACAAGACUCGCGGUUUCAUGAAGUACAGCCGCCGUAGCGAAAAGUACCGCAACCCUGCCACUCGCAUUCGCGACUGGGCAGAGCUGUCUGGCCGACUCAGCGAGGAUGAGCUGAAGUACCAGUCUGCUCGUUGCAUGGACUGCGGUGUGCCCUUCUGUCAGUCCGACACUGGUUGUCCCAUUUCCAAUAUUAUUCCCAAGUGGAACGAAUUGGUCUUCCAAAACCAAUGGCAGGAUGCUCUGAACCGCCUGCUCAUGACCAACAACUUCCCCGAGUUCACUGGUCGUGUCUGUCCUGCUCCUUGUGAGGGUGCCUGUGUCUUGGGCAUCAACGAAGACCCCGUUGGUAUCAAGUCGAUUGAGUGCGCCAUCAUCGACCGCGGUUUCGAGAUGGGUUGGAUGGUGCCACGUCCUCCUAAGACCCGCACGGGCAAGACCGUUGCAGUCAUUGGUUCUGGUCCUGCCGGUAUGGCUGCUGCUGACCAGCUCAACCGCGCGGGUCACUCCGUCACUGUCUACGAGCGUGCUGAUCGCAUUGGUGGUCUGCUCAUGUAUGGUAUUCCCAACAUGAAGCUCGACAAGAAGGUUGUCCAGCGCCGUGUGGAUCUCAUGGCUGCCGAGGGUAUUCAGUUUGUCACCAACACCGCCGUCGGUCCCGACAGCGAUGUCUCUUUGCAAUCUCUCCGCGAGUCCAAUGACGCUGUUAUCAUCGCUACCGGUGCCACCGUCGCGCGGGAUCUCAAGGUUCCUGGCCGCGAGCUGGAGGGUGUUCACUUUGCUAUGCAGUUCUUGCACAAGAACACCAAGUCUCUACUUGACUCUGGCCUGUCGGACGGCGAGUACAUCUCGGCCAAGGACAAGCACGUUGUCGUCAUUGGUGGUGGUGAUACCGGUAACGAUUGUAUUGGUACCUCUGUGCGUCACGGUGCCAAAUCAGUCACCAACUUUGAGCUGCUUCCCCAGCCUCCACCAGAGCGUGCUGGUGAUAACCCCUGGCCCCAAUGGCCUCGUAUCUACCGUGUGGACUAUGGCCAUUCAGAGGUCAAGACUCACAUGGGCAAGGACCCUCGCGAGUACUGUGUCAUGUCUACGGAGUUUGUUGACGAUGGCAGCGGCCGUGUCAAGGGCAUCAACACCGUUCGUGUGGAGUGGACCAAGAGUGCUACUGGUGGCUGGGACAUGAAGACCGUUGAAGGCAGUGAGCAAUUCUUCCCUGCCGACCUUGUUCUCUUGUCCAUGGGUUUCCUGGGUCCUGAGGACCGUCUUCUCGGUAGCGAGAUUGAGCGUGACCCUCGCAAGAACGUCAAGACCCCCCUGGCCACUACUCGACCAACAUCCCCGGCGUCUUUGCGGCUGUCUUUGAUUGUCUGGGGUAUCAACGAGGGUCGCCAGGCUGCCCGUGAAGUUGAUACUUUCCUGAGUGGCACCAGCUCCCAGCUCCCGGUCACUGGCGGUAUUGUUCGUCGCCCAGCGAUCGACUCUGUUCCUCAGCCUGUCGCCACCGAGGUGAUCGCUUGA
Molecule: messenger RNA, 6306 nt
Organism: Penicillium diatomitis
Lineage: Eukaryota; Fungi; Ascomycota; Eurotiomycetes; Eurotiales; Aspergillaceae
Product: glutamate synthase (NADH)
Exons: 5
Coding region: 1-6306 (2101 amino acids)
Molecular function (GO): FMN binding; glutamate synthase (NADH) activity; iron-sulfur cluster binding
Source: RefSeq, a predicted model, not a curated record